Anisakis simplex (herring worm) is the source of this 249-nucleotide messenger RNA. The record is from the annotation of a GenBank genome assembly. NCBI's taxonomy places the organism in Eukaryota, Metazoa, Nematoda, Chromadorea, Rhabditida, Anisakidae.
AUGCUGUUGUUGUUCUUAACGGUAUUGUUAGUUCUGUUAGCGGUUGGGUUGCUUGUGUUCGACGUGUUGAAAGGAUUCGUUGCGCUUGCAGAGGAUGCUGACGGUGCACCGCUGCUGUUCGCUGAUGACGAUAUCGACGAGCUUACAACACUCGGGUCAUACAGACCCAAAAAAUCUUGUAAACCAGUGAAAAAUUUCAUAGACAUGUGGUGGUGGUGUGGUGAAGAAAAGAUCGACACGGGACAGUGA